GUCCUCGUGGGCCGCAUUUGGCUCGCGGGCUGCACUUUGCACACCCCCGGUAUAGGGCAAAGUGUCUAUAAGUGUGUUAUAGUCACUUUGGUAUAGGGUUGUAUCGGACGUGUCCAGAUUAUGAACGUGUGGGAAUUUUUUCAACUGUUUUAAUGGUGCAGGCACGACUGUCGUCAAUGGAAACCGUCUCAGGGCUGCUGUCAAAUGCAGUUCUGUGUAGCGCAGACGGGAUUUCCUAUACAUAAUGCAGUUUUAGUGUCAAAACAUUACCAAGAGACAGAACUGCAGUUGCCGUGAUAUCGUUAACAUUGCAUAAUGAGGUGCAUAUAUAUGUAUAAAUGACGAUAUAAAAGUUACGGUGUAGGCAAUGAUAGUUGAAGUCUGUUGAAAUGUUUCGAAUUGUAUGUUACCGGUAUCGGACUCGGUCUGUCUGUCUGUGUAAAUUGUUGUCUUCUUUCAAAAUAUUUCUUGGCGUCAUAGUUAAUGAUUGAUUUUUUAGUGUGAGAGAGUAAUAAUUUUAAAAAAGUGAGACCUCAAGACAGAAAUUACAUGAAUAACAUUUGAACACAUUGCAAAGUUUCAGACUUGUUGAAAAAUAACGAACCUUCUGUAUUGUUUAAUUUGGACUGCAUGUUUGAUAUAGUCUCUAUUUAAAUACUUGAAUUCAAAGAAAAAUGGAUACGAACGAUAUUCCAGAUUUGGAUGAUAUGAGUGAUCUUGUACAAAAUAUCAAAUUAAACAAACAAAAGACUUAUCAACACCCGACAUCUCAAAAAGGUGAUCACACUGAACAGCAGAAAGUAGUAGAAAAUGCAGCGAACUGUAAAAAAGUUCCGCCAAAAAAGUUGCCCUCACAAUUUGGUGGUAUGAAGAAAGGAUUUCUUUUUGGCGGAAAUAGUGGUACGAAAGCAACACACAAACCUAAUUCUGCUAAAUCAAAAUUGAAAGAUCAAGAAACUGAUAUUAUUGUUCCAAAACAUCCAAGUGAAACUCAAAAAAAUCCACUUGUUCUAGAUGAUGUUCAGGAAGCUAUGAAAGAAAGUGGUAUUACAGAUAAAUCAUGGGUGACUACCGAUUUACUGAAACAGGUUGAAUCGAAUGAAAGACUUUCUAAUCAGCUUUCGGACCCAAAUAUUUCAAAAGCAAUAUCAUGGAUGCAAAGAGAUCCAAAAGGUGCUAUGGAGUAUUAUAAAAAUGAUGUUGAAGUUCAGAAUUUUUUUAAAGAAUUUUAUGGAAUUUUGGGUAAUCAUUUUACUAAUAUUGGUGCAAAGCAAGAAGAGAAAACUAGUAAUGUCAAUUCAGAAGACGAAGCCGCCAUGAGUGAUAUCCUUGCGAAUCCUGAAAUCAGGGAAAUACUUUCUAAGCCUGAUAUACAAAAAUUGAUAGAACUUGUUCGAAAUAAUCCAGACGAAGCACAAAAGCUUCUUAAUGCUGGUAAUCCUGCCUUCAGGGCAGAUGUUAAUAAAUUAGUGUCUGCUGGUAUUCUGGGUUUCCAGCCACAGUAACAUCCUGAAGUGGAGUGUUGUUAAUCAAUCAUACAAUAUUAAGGCUGUACCAGCCCCUGGUGGAAGUAUUCUAUUGGCCAGUGCUAAAGAUGAGCUAUGAAUCCUUGGAGAAUAACUGAAGAAAAUUAUAUAUGAAAACACCAGACAUAUCCAGUGUAGAUAUACAUUUGUUACAAGAAUUUUGGAGUGUUCGAAAUUACCAUAUUUACUAUAUUAUAAUUUAUAAACCCCAACAGUGAUCCUCAAAAUGUCCUUGUCCACUUCCAAUCAGGUCAAAUUUUAAGUCAAAAGUCAUCCUGAUGAUAAUAAGUCAGAAUUUAUGACAAAAACUAAAGACAAUAAAUUGACAAACCAUUUACAGAAUACAAUUAUGGAAAGCUUAUAUAUGCCAAUGUUUUUUCUAUCAAAAUUUGAUUUUCUUGGAGUUAAAAUUUUUGUCACUCAUGAGUCAAAGACAGUUUUGAAUGCCGCAGAAAUAAAUUUACCAGGACUUCUCAUCUCUCAUGACAAAGUAUCGUGUGCCAAAUUAAUUCUUAUCCGGAUGACCAAUUAUUGCAAACUCCAAAUAAAAAAUGAGUAGUUUUAUAUUAUUGUUAUUUAAGACAAUAGUUAUAAUAUAUUUUACUAAAUAUGUAA
This is a messenger RNA of Styela clava, 2141 nucleotides long. RefSeq lists its product as uncharacterized. Lineage: Eukaryota; Metazoa; Chordata; Ascidiacea; Stolidobranchia; Styelidae. The record is from RefSeq and is a predicted model, not a curated record.